Molecule: messenger RNA, 2255 nt
Organism: Melampsora larici-populina 98AG31
Lineage: Eukaryota; Fungi; Basidiomycota; Pucciniomycetes; Pucciniales; Melampsoraceae
Exons: 2
Coding region: 360-1793 (477 amino acids)
Source: RefSeq, a predicted model, not a curated record
CUUCCUUUCUACAUACGUCAUCCAGUUAUCCACAUGGGUAUAUCUGCUGAUAAUGACCGGAUGAAGAUGAAAUGUCCUUCUUCAAGUCUAGAAUAAAACCAUUUGGUAUUCAAGUUUUAAUUUCAAAACCUCAGAUCCGGAUCGUUUAUCGCUUUCUGUCUUCUGUCAAAGUCAAGCAACAGAAAGAAAACAAUGACAAACUCGAGAAAACCAACCAAGCAACUUAACCAAACCCCAAACCAAGCGAUUGAAACUCAGAAAGAUCUACUUGAACAACUUCCUGAUGAAAUCCUUCUUCAGAUCAUCCAAUACGUUUACGAUGCCCGGACCAAGACAAGAUCGGAGAAACUUAUCAGCAGAUGGACAAGCAGAUACACACCCUUGUAUCAGAAGAUCUAGAACCUCUACAUCUUUAUGAACAUAAGUCUGAAGCUCCGAUCAUAAGUAACUUUCAUUUAUUUUCCACUGUCAAUCGUAGAAUCCAUCUUCUCUGUCGGCCUUUUAUAUGGAAGUUCCUUGCAAUGCCUCGUGCAAUUUCUCGUCCAGCUUCUUUUUGGAAUCAGGAGAUUUUACCAAAAUAUGCAUGUUAUGUCAAAGAAUUUCAUGCCAUGUUGGAAAGUGAAUGGAUUCAAGAACCACUGGAUCCUCUUUCUCUGCGGGAUGCCUGGGACAAAGAUCAACAUUACUUUACCUUCCAGUCGUGCGAUUCAAACAAAUUCAAGCUUGUCAAGUGGAUCAAGGCCCAGGGCUGUGCCCCAUGGUACAAGCGCUUUAAGAUAGGUCCGUCAGUUGAACACAUCCAUCUCAACGACGAUAAUAUCGAGUCCCGGGUUUUACGCAGUCUCCUUAGAGUCAAAAUGGACAUUGUGCUACGCGAACGACAUGGUCUCCCUCGCAAAGACCUUUUCGGAAUGCUUCCUCAAUGUAACAACCUUACGAUGCUCUCUCUUGAAUUAUCGCAUCAUUGGAAUUCUAUUGUAUCAGAGAUGUUGAUCAACAAUCUGAGUGGCAAUUUGACUGCAUUGCUUUCCAAUCUUGGACAACUUCAACAUCUCAAGUAUCAAGGUCCUUUCUUUGGAUUCGUAGCUGCAGAGUCUAUCAUUGAGCCUAUCAGACAUCUUCCACUCCUCGAAUCACUCGAGCUCGCGAAUGUAUCAGUUACCGACUGGGAACGCACCGAUGGCCUUGCUAGGUCUCUUUCGAAUCUCAAAAACUUGAAGCACCUUGCUCUAAUGCACGUGGAUGUGAUAGACGACUCUUGGGGGCGUGAUCAUAAAGCUCCUCCCCAGUUAACCAAACUUGUGAUCCGUCACUAUCCCAAUCCUUGGUCAUUGAAUCUGCCAUCUUGCAUCAGCUCUUGGGCUCCUCACAUAACUGAUCUCGAGCUCAAAUUUGAUCAACACGAAUACCCUGAACCAAACGAAAUCUUACCUAACUUUGAUCCAGAAAUUCAUCAGUUUUCUCUACCGGCUUUGAGACAUUUGACCAUUUACCGUCAUUCCGCAUGCGAGACUUUUCACUGCUUCAAAGAUUGCCCAAAUCUCAUUCAUCUCAUAGUUCGUAAUCCUUCAAAAGACGGACUGUCUGAAUUUUCAAACUUUAUCAUUUGUGAUGUAUUUCCUAAGCUCAAGGAAAUCGUAAUGCCCGUGAAAUGUCUAGAUUCACCACCUGACCCGAGAUUGGAUCUUAAAUUGAAUCGAUUGGAAGAUUUUUGCAAGUUUAAAGGUAUUGACUUCAAGAUUGCUGAGGGUUUCAUACGACGACCGCUUUCUAUCCCGAAGAUCAAUGGUUGAGAUCAGAUCAGAUUGAAUCGAUGGUGUCUGUGGCGUACGACUCGCGUUGAACAUCACCUGAACACCAUUCCUGUCUUUAAAUGUUACCUUUAUGUCAUACUUGUUACUUAUCUUCACAAUGUCUCAUGAAUCAAUGUGCUGGCCUUUUGAUUUUCUCCACUAUGUGUUUGUUUAGGAACUUUUUCAUCUUGUACGCGGCUAGUUCUUUAUUAAAUAGAUUUGUAAAUCAUCCAAAACCUUGUCCUUCUGAUUUAAAUGUUUUCCAAACUCUUGUAAUGUCAAACCAAGUUAUAAAAUAGUUGGGGAUCUUGGAACGCCAAACACAAGAUCUGUUCCAAGAGUAGACUCAUUACGAUUAGUCUUCAUCAUUAUUGUUAUCUCUGUUAUGUAUCAAUCGGUAUAAUCACAUUUAUUACCAGCCUAAAGUAAUGCAGAAAAAUAUAGACCUUUUCCUUCAUUGUC